This is a messenger RNA of Bacillus rossius redtenbacheri, 12539 nucleotides long. Its product is annotated as DNA-binding protein RFX2-like. Gene Ontology annotation, molecular function: DNA-binding transcription factor activity, RNA polymerase II-specific; RNA polymerase II cis-regulatory region sequence-specific DNA binding. NCBI's taxonomy places the organism in Eukaryota, Metazoa, Arthropoda, Insecta, Phasmatodea, Bacillidae. The transcript is spliced from 15 exons. The record is from RefSeq and is a predicted model, not a curated record. Bases 400 to 2778 code for a protein of 792 amino acids. Gene Ontology annotation, biological process: regulation of transcription by RNA polymerase II.
CUAGCAACUGAUGCCGUAGCCAUAGACACGGAGUUAACUAGAAAUCAACAACUUAAGAGGUGAAUAUUUUUACACGUCUGCAUUUGAUACUGUGUGCUUAAAGCAUGGAGCAGCAUAAUGUGUUUUUGUAAUGUCGUGUUUGUCACGUGUGUAUUGGUGUUUGCUUAAUGUGUCCUACCUUUUACUGUGCUGGUGAAUAUCGAAAGACCGACCACUGUGCGUUUUAAUAGCAAAAUGGCGACGUUGUGUUAAUUUGCCCCUUUAAAUGUUUAGUGGACAUGUUACGGACACUUUGGACAUUUAUUGAACUCAGAUUUGUCGUGCUGUUAGAAAGAUAAUUUUCAAUAGUUCCCGCUCAAGUGUCUUCAUUUUUCGUAAAUAAAGGGAGACUCUGUUGCCAUGACGACGGCACAGCCGGCAUUCAGCAUGGCGGCAUCGGACAUCCAGCAGGCCCAGCAGCAGGGCCGGGGCCCGGGGAGGGAGCCCGCAGGGGUGGGGGUGGUGGUGGUGGGGGCACAGCCUCCCCAGCAGCAGCAGGCGCGGGGGAUCAGUCCCAGCACGCCCGCCGCCCAGGUGCAGGCGAUAGUGUCGGCCGGCAACAACACCAUCACCAUCACCCCUGUCGGCCACCCGGUGCUGCAGAACGGCAUCAAGGUGUGCCUGGAGAGCGCGGAGGAGUCGAGCGGGGAGGCGUCGGGUGGGGGCGGGGCGGGAGCCCAGGUGACGGCCCAGGUGGUGGUGAGCAGCGGCGAGGCGGGGGCAGGCCAGGACGCGGCGGGCGGCCAGCAGGCUCCCGAGCCCACGACCAUCGUGUCCCCGCACUACAUCACGGUCACAGUGUCGGAAGCCGACGCGGUGGGUUCCGACGCGGUGUCGCAAGGCGUCCACCCCACGUAUGUGCAGUAUGUAGAGGGCUCAGCAGACACUGCGAUAUACGCCGCGACAAAUGGACAGAUGGCCUACCCAGUGUACACGGUGGGGGAGACAGGCACAAUGUACACUCCAGCCACGGGGCAGUACUACACGGGGAACAGUACUGCAGUCACCUACAGUCAGGUGGCGAGCAGCCUGACGCAGGGCGCAGCCACCAGCCAGCUGCUGGCGCAGGGCAGCAGCACCUACCUCAUCCAGCAGGGGGUGGACGCGGAGAUCGCGCACUCGGUGAUCUCGGCCCAGCGCGGGAGCCCCCCCACCGUGGCUGCAGAUGGUGGUGGGGUGGCGUACUUGGUUCCCGGGAAUACUAACCCCUCUCCCAUGGAAGGUGACGGUCACCCCAGCCUUUCUCACGCCACCAGGGUGUCACCGGCCACUGUCCAAUGGCUGCUGGAGAAUUACGAGACUGCUGAAGGCGUCAGCCUCCCGCGUUCUCUGCUGUACAACCACUACCUACGCCACUGCAGUGAGCAUAAGCUCGAUCCGGUCAACGCUGCUUCUUUUGGGAAACUAAUACGCUCUGUGUUCCUUGGCCUUCGAACAAGAAGACUCGGAACAAGGGGCAAUUCCAAGUACCACUACUACGGUAUCAGGGUGAAGCCAGGAUCAAGUCUAACACAGUUUGUAGAGGAGUGUGCUUCAUCCGGGAGGCAGCAGAACUCCCAGAAGCGUUUCAAGUUCCUUUCAAACUCUAGUCAAAAGUCGGAGAGCCAAUACGAACAAGGAUCGAACAACUCUACGUCCAGCCACCCCAACUCUGUGUCUCCUCAGCAUCUGCAGCACCACCAGUACCUGGGAGAUGGCUCGGGGGCGAUACCGGACUUCCCGGAGAUAGACUUCAGUCCGGGGUUGAGUCUGCCGGAGGACUGCACCCUGGAGGAUGUGGAUACGUUGCGUAGUAUAUAUAGGGAGCACUGUGAGGCCUUCUUGGAUGCCAUAGUAAAUUUAGAAUUUCAAACAGUGGAAAGUUUGUGGAGAGAGUUUUGGCGUAGUCAGGAUAACAAUGGUGAUGAGUGCGAAGAGGAAAAGUAUCUCUCCAAAACAAAACUGUACCUGCUUUGCAAGUGUCCUCCGGUACAGUUGUUUGUAAGGCAGGUGGACUACCUCUUCUACCAGAACUUGGUUGACGUUCUGAUACCUGAUGUCCUCAGGCCAAUCCCUAGUUCUUUAACCCAAGCUAUUAGAAACUUUGCAAAAGGCUUGGAGUCAUGGCUGACGCAGGCCAUGAGCGGGUGCCCUGAGGAGAUGCUCCACAUCAAAGUGUCCGCUGUGAGUGCCUUCGCCCAGACGCUGCGACGAUAUACGUCCCUGAACCACCUGGCCCAGGCGGCACGCGCUGUGCUGCAGAACUCAUCACAGAUCAACCAGAUGCUGGUUGAUCUGAACCGAGUUGACUUCCACAAUGUGCAGGAACAGGCCUCGUGGGUGUGUCAGUGUGAUGAUGACGUGAUCCAGCGCCUGGAGGCAGACUUCAAGGUCACACUCCAACAGCAGAACUCCCUGGAGCAGUGGGCUGCGUGGCUGAAAGGAGUGGUCACUCAAAUUCUUGAGCCCUAUGUCGGCAAGCCUAAUUUUGCUAAAGCUGCUAGGCAGUUCUUGUUGAAGUGGUCAUUUUACAGUUCGAUGGUGAUUCGUGACUUGACACUGCGCAGUGCUGCCAGUUUCGGGUCAUUCCAUCUUAUUCGCCUGCUGUACGAUGAGUACAUGUUCUUUCUCAUUGAGCAUCAGGUGGCCCUGGAGACAGGAGAAACACCGAUAGCUGUGAUGGGAGAGAAAAAUGCCACGUCUUUGAGGAAGAGCCAGAAAUAUUGGUCGACGUACUCCGAACGCGCAAUUGGUCCAUGAUCGUCGAAUAAAUAGAACAGAUGAAGAACACUCGGCGGAUAAUGCAAAUCUGAGAGAUCAAGUUACAUCUACACGUGCGAAUGAAAAUUCAGUACAACGCACUCGACGUCUUCGUGCUAAUGCAGUAAGACAACGAGAGGCAUGUCAACAAGCGACGGAUGCACAUAGAGAAUGUAACCAACGCCGGAUGCAAAAUGAUCGAGCAUUGACAAGAGCAUCACUCAAUCGCCUUGCGUUUGAAUAUGAUCCUGAAAUCAACUAUUCGUCACAUGCAUUAAUCUCGAUUGGUAGUAUGGACAAAAAGUGUCAACAUUGUCAUGCUUUCAAGUACAAAGGUGAAUCAGCUGGUUUAUGUUGCGCAUCUGGAAAAAUUUCACUGCCAUCGCUAAAUCCACCGCCGGAACCUUUAAAAACACUUUUAGCUGGCACCACAUCUCAAUCGAAAUUGUUUUUGCGAAAAAUUCGUAAAUUCAAGUCAUGCUUCCAAAUAACAUCAUUUGGAGCAACAAAAAUUGUUCAUAAUGAAGAUGGUCGUAAUUUCGAAUCUACAUUCAAAAUUCAAGGUCAAGUGUACCACCAAAUUGGUUCAUUGCUCCCAAUGCCUGAUGCCAAUCCAAAAUUUUUACAAAUUUAUUUUAUGGGCAAUGAGGAGCAACAAUCACACACACGCUGCGCUUACAACUAUAUAGAGCAGAUGGAGGAACGAGAAAUUGUGGACAUUUUGGAAACGUUUUUGCAAAACCAUAACCAGUUGUUGCAAUUGUUCAAGACUUUUUCUAGCAGACUGCAAAACGACAACUACGCCAUUAUUAUUAAAGCAGACAAAGUGCCCUACGGAGAGCACGCAGGCACAUAUAAUGUUCCAACUAUUAAUGAAGUUGCAGUUGUUAUGGCUGGUGACCCAUGUGAACGUCGGGACAUUUGCAUUCAACGCAGAGAUAAUACGAUGCAAAUAAUUCAAGACAAUUAUCGUUCUUACGAUGCAUUGCAGUAUCCGUUGAUAUUUUGGGAAGGAGAAGAUGGAUACCAUUUAAGUAUUAAACAAAGGAAUCCAACUACAGGUACAACUUAUAGACUAUCUUACAGAUUUUUUUUUUCAAAUAAUUUCUGUAUCUCUCAUAUAUAUAUUUAUUUGCAGGUGAAGAACUGAUCAAGAAAGUUAGUGCUAUGAACUUCUACGCAUAUUGAUUGAUGACAGCUAUUUCAUCAGUAUAUUGUCGAUAUGUACGUAAAAAUCGAACGUGAGAGAUUACGAUAUAUAAAAUUUAAUAAAACAAAACUUCGUGCUGAGGAGUACAUUCAUUUGCGUGACGCCGUUAUUGGUAACGUAGAUGCAUCUAAUGACAUCAACAACAUCGGUAGCGCAUAUAUUCUCCCAUCAUCAUACAUUGGUAGUCCGCGUCAUAUGCAAGAGUAUAUUCAAGACGCCAUGACUUACGUACGUGCAUAUGGCCGACCAGAUCUUUUUAUCACAUUUACGUGUAAUCCAAACUGGGAUGAAAUUCAAAGUUUUUUGUUGCCAGGUCAAACAUCGAUGCAUCGCCAUGAUAUCACUGCACGUGUUUUUAAACAAAAAUUAAAAUCUUUGAUGAAUUUCAUUACACAUCACUCGGUAUUUGGUGAAACACAUUGUUGGCUUUACUCUGUUGAAUGGCAAAAACGAGGUUUACCUCAUGCGCAUAUUUUGAUUUGGUUGGUGGAUAAAGUACGCCCAGAAGAAAUCGACAAAAUUAUUUCAGCCGAAAUUCCAGAUCCGAAUGUUGAUCAAGAAUUGUUUGACAUUGUAACUACUAAUAUGAUCCAUGGUCCAUGUGGUACUCUAAACAUGAUGUCACCAUGUAUGGACAAUGGAAAAUGUACGAAACGUUUUCCAAAACCAUGCCAAUCUGAUACUAUCACCAAUAUUGACGGUUAUCCAUCUUACCGGCGUAGAGACGUAGACAAUGGCGGUCAAUCAUAUGAAUUGCGUCUGUCAAACGGUGUGACAGUAGAUAUUGAUAAUCGCUGGGUAGUUCCAUAUUCACCAUUGCUGUGCAAAACCUAUAAAGCGCACAUAAAUGUUGCACUAUGCAGUUCAGUGAAAUCUAUAAAAUACAUUUGUAAGUAUGUUCACAAGGGCAGUGAUAAAGCUGUAUUCGCUGUUCAAAAUGUAAAUGACAAUGACGAAAUUACACGUUAUCAAAUGGGUCGAUACAUAAGCAGUAACGAAGCUAUUUGGCACAUUUUUACGUUUCCUAUACAUGAAAGGGAUCCUGCUGUUAUACAUUUGGCUGUGCAUCUUGAAAACGGACAGCGUGUUUACUUUACAGAACAGACUGCACUACAACAAGCUUUAACGGCUUCAAAAACAACUCUUACUGAAUUUUUCAACCUUUUUUUGCCGACAAGAUGUUGUUGGUCAAUUCGCAAGGACAUUAAUGUAUACUGAUGUUCCUAAAAAUUUUACGUGGAAUAAAUAUCAAAAAAUUGGGAACCACGGAAACGAGGCAUUCCAGUCCCAGGAUUCACCGACAUAUUUAUGACAAAUACUUUAGGUCGAAUAUAUACAGUUCAUCCUAAGCAACGCGAAUGUUUUUUUUUUUUUUGCGUUUGUUAUUGGUUAACGUUCCUGGACCAACAUCUUUCCGAUAUUUGCGAAAAGUCAAUGGUACUUAAUACGACACUUUCUUUGAUGCGUGUCGUGAGUUACAUUUAUUGGAGGAUGAUAACCAUUGGGAUCUCACACUUGCAGAUGCAGCACUGAGCUCAUCUCCACAACAAAUUCGUCAAUUAUUUUCAAUAAUAUUGACAAUGUGUUUUCCGUCUGAAGCAUCUGCUUUGUGGGACAAAUAUAAAGACUCAAUGAGUGAGGAUAUUUUACAUCGGAUUAGAAUUACUAAUCAAAAUCAAAAUAUUGAAUUCUCCGCAGAAAUAUAUAAUGAGUCAUUAAUAAUUAUUGAGCAUAUUUGUAUUCUUAUUUUGAAUAUGCCGCUCAUCCAUUUCGGCAUGCCAGCGCCGAACCGCCCAGCAGUAGAUACCAUCAACAGCGAUGUUCAACGGGAACACCACUUGGAUAGAACUUCUUUGGCUACUUUUGUUGCCAAUAAUGAACAAUUGCUCACUGCUGAGCAACGAAAUGUAUAUGAUCAAAUUAAUGUAUCAUUUGCAGUGCAACAAGGUGGAUUCUUUUUUUUGGAUGCACCAGGUGGUACUGGUAAAACAUUCCUCAUUUCAUUGAUACUUGCACAAAAUAAUAUUGCAUUGGCUAUUGCUUCAUCAGGAAUCGCAGCAAUGUUACUUGAUGGUGGACAGAUGGCGCAUUCAGCGCUUAAAUUACCUUUGAAUGUUCACACAAAUCCCGAAGCAAUGUGUAACAUAAAGAAGCAUUCAGGCAUGGCUCAAGUUUUGAGAAAAUGCAAAAUUAUUAUCUGGGAUGAAUGUACCAUGGUCCACAAGCAUUCGCUUGAAGCUCUCGACAGGUCCCUGAAAGAUAUCAAGGAUAAUACUAGGCUUUUCGGUGGUGCUCUAUUGUUUCUGUCUGGUGAUUUCAGACAAGCAUUACCAGUCAUUCCACGCGCGACAUAUGCAGACGAAAUAAACGCAUGUUUAAAAGAAUCUUAUCUAUGGCGAAGUGUCAGAAAAUUAUGCCUUACUAUUAAUAUGCGCGUUCAACUUCAAAAUGAUCCAUUAGCAUCAAGAUUCUUUGAACAAUUGUUGGAUAUUGGCAAUGGUAAAAUUGAAUUGUAUGAAGAUACACAAUAUAUUCGACUUCCAGAGAAUUUUUGCAACAUGGUGGCUACCAAAGAUGAGUUAAUAAACAGUAUCUUUCCAGAUUUGAGAAAUAAUUGAUAAUUGAUAAUGGAUGGCUACGAGAGCGAGCAAUUUUAGCUGCGAAAAAUUUAGAUGUUGAUGCCAUCAAUUUCAAAAUACAGCAAUUACUGCCUGGUAAUGAAACUACAUUUAAAUCGAUCGACACUGUUGUUGAUUCUGAUGAAGUUGUUAACUAUCCUGUAGAAUUUUUAAAUUCAUUAGAUUUACCUGGAAUGCCACCACAUAAUUUGCGACUGAAGGUUGGUUCACCUAUAAUUUUGCUUCAAAAUUUGAAUGCUCCGAAAUUAUGUAAUGGGACGCGAUAAGUUAUAAAAAAAAUCAUGGGCAACAUUCUUGAAGCUACUAUUUUGAGUGGAAAAUUUCAAGGUGAGGUUGUACUUCUACCACGGAUCCCAAUGAUUCCUUCAGAUUCGCUUAUACCAUUCAAACGUUUACAAUUUCCAAUCCGCUUGGCAUAUGCUAUGACUAUAAAUAAGUCACAAGGCCAAACCAUGACAAUUUGUAGCUUAGAUUUAGAAAAUCCGUGUUUUACUCACGGUCAAUUAUAUGUUGCGUGUUCCCGAGUUGGAAAACCAUCGAAUUUGUUUGUUUAUACACCUCAAGGAUUAACUAAAAAUAUUGUACAUCCAAUAGCAUUAAGAUAAAUUAAGUUUUUGUAAAUUAAUAAAUAAAUGUUAUAAAAUAGUUUCAUUAUAAGAUUGUUUACCUUUACUUAAAACAAGUUAAAGUUUGUAUUUACGAUGCUGUUAUUGCCACACUCCAUGGAUAAUAUCCCAACCUGUAAUCAGUCAUUUCAUUCACUUAAAAUUUUCGGUGACGCCUAGAAAUAUCCGUGUCAAUAAUCAUAGACAGUGGCUGCUAUUAUCCAGUCUACAUAUUUCAUCCGUGGAGUGUGGUAAUAGAUGCAUCUUUUUAGUUAACUUAGCUUCUACAUUUCACUUCACUCAUACAGUAUAUGCAUACUUACACACACAGUAUAUAUUCACAUGCUACCGAUCGGUCGAAUUUGUAUAAGUGUACAUGUAAUGAAGUUAGAUAUUAAAAUAACUCUUGAAUAAUAAUUUUCAUCAAAACAGUCCAGAUUGUUACAGCUUAUUGAAGAAUGUUUGAAAUGUUCGAAUUAACGACGUGUGUACAGGACAACGUCUGUCGGGUCUGCUAGUAUAUAUAUAUAUAUAUAUAUUUAAUUUUUUGAGUCUAGUGUUAUUUAUUAAAAACUUCACCCAAAAUUCCAGUCUGUUGAUAAAGCCUCAUUUACUUAUUAUUUGAUUAAUUAUUACUUGCUAUUUACCUCCAGAUUUAACGGCAGAGUUUGUCUGCAUAUAUUUUGAAUUUUUAGAAGAUAAACUCUCCUCAUUUCAAGAUGACAUUUUGAUACUCUGUGAUUUCAAUGUACCGGGUAUAGAUUGGAAUAAUCUUAAUCUUAACCCUUUCCAUCAGGCGACUAUGAACAUUAACACUAAGGUGCGCCAUUUACUUAACUUUAUAUCUGUACAUAGUCUAAAACAGUGCAACAAUAUUCAAACUCAUAUAAAUCUUUUAGACUUGUGUUUAACCAAUCUACAGCUGUGUUCAGUGACAAAGGCUUAUGAUGUUCUUAUCAAAGAAGAUAUUUAUCAUCCUGCAUUAAACAUCAACAUCAAGAUUGAGUCCUUCAAAAACAGUUCCAACAUCACAUCAACGUUUAGAAACUAUAAAAAAGGUGAUUUUCUCUGUCUUUCCAAUUCCAUCAAAAAUCAUGACUGGUCAGAUUUUUAUAAUUCUAUGGAUGUAAAUGAACUUGUUGACCAACUAACCAAUUGCGUAGUUGAAAAUAUGAAUAUCUUUAUUCCAAUGACAAACAAAAAAUCAUCUAAAUUUCCAAUUUGGUUUACCAGUGAGUUAAUUCAAGCAUUAAAGUCAAAGAAGCAUUUCCAUAAGCUUUAUAAAAGAAACAACAACACGUAUUACUAUUCACUUUUCUCUUAUUAUCGUAAAUUAGUGAAAUAUUUAAUAAAAAGAGACAAAAUUCAAUGGACUCGAAAUACCAAUAAUUAUAUUAAAACUAACCCUAAAAAAUUUUGGCGAUAUGUCAAACUAAUGAAAGAUGGUUUUUAUGAACAGCAUUCUCUAAAAAUUAAUGGAACUAUCACAAAUGAUCCCGCUGAACUAGCCAAUGGAUACGCUAAAUAUUUUUCCAGUGUCUACGAACCUUCUACAUGUAUCCAACAACCUGUGACAAACAAUAUACAUUUAGUAUCUAUUCCUGUGCCCACAAUCUCAGAAUGUUUAGUAUUAUGGGGCAUAAAAUCGUUGAAAUCAUCCAAAUCUACUGGUCCUGAUGACAUACCUAAUUUCAUUAUAAAAGGCUGCUCUGAAUUAUUAGUCCCUCUUUUGCUGCAUAUUUUUAAUUUUAGUUUACAAUCCUCUGUUUUCCCGGAGAAAUGGAAAACUGCUAAGGUGAUACCUAUCCACAAAAAAGGCUCUAAACAGAAUGUUAACAAUUAUAGGCCUAUUUCUCUACUCAAUGGUUUUUCUAAAAUAUUUGAAAAAAAUAAUUUUUAGAUUUUUAAAUUUCCAGCUUAAGAACAGUUUAUCGAACAGUCAGCAUGGUUUUAGGAAAGGUUUAUCGACCACCACUAACUUGCUUACUUUUUUAAAUCCUAUACACAGAGAGGUUACCAACAGAGGGCAAGUGGAUGCCUGUUAUUUUGAUUUAGCCAAGGCCUUUGACACUGUGAACCAUUCUAUACUUCUUAAAAAAUUAUUUAACUUUGGUUUAACUCAAAAUUUUACAAACUGGUUUUCUAAUUACUUAACUAAUAGAAGUUUUUAUGUUACAAUUAAUAACCACAAUUCUUCCCUGUUUAGUAUCUCUUCUGGUGUCCCUCAAGGAGGCACAUUAUCGCCUCUUCUUUUUAAUUUAUAUAUAAACGACCUACCUCAAAUUCUCAACCAUUCUACAGGAGUACUUUUUGCCGAUGCUCUAAAAAUAUUUAGGAAUAUAAUAAUACAGAAUGACUGUAUUUUAUUACAAAAUGACAUUUCCCAAGUAAACAAUUGGCGUAAAUUUAAUCUGGUUACACUAAAUAAACACAAAACAUUUGUUAUAUCCUUUACAAGGAAAUAUCAACCACUUAAUUUUGAUUAUAUUUUAGAAAACUCUGUAAUCACGAAAUGUUCAACAAUUACAGGGCUGCCAGCGGUCCCUAGAAUUCCCUAAAAGUCCCUUUUUUUCUGCUUGUCCCUAAAAGUCCCUUUUUAAUUGAAGUUUUUGAAACAAAAAUGUAUAAUAAAACACGUGGCGAGGUAAGGAUGGCUGAAGGGGAGGAGGAGGCCAUUAAUGAAAUAUGUACUGCAAUAAAUGUUGACUAUCUACUAUCUAAACUGCCACACAUACUUUACUAAAGUCCCUUACACACGGUACUCUUUAAUGAGCAGAUAGGUGGGUACUUUUCUGCCCACCUUGCAAAGGUGGAGAAGGAAGCAUCUGCACUCAAAAGAAAAGCUGAUUAUUUACAAAAUAGUUUGCAGAAGAAAACUAAAAGUGUUUUAAUGACAGUCUUUUUUCAGAAGAAGUAGAACGAGGAAAAAUGACAAUUGUAAUCAAGAACUAUUAAUUUUUCAAUCACAUUGUUUGUAAAAAAAAUUGUUUGUUCUAACUUAAAAGAUUAAAAGUUGGCAGAGAACUGAAUUUGGGUUAAUUUAAAUAAAAAUUGGAAAAUGUGCAGCAUUAGAUUCACAUUCAAAUGUUUUUGUUUUUUUCAAUCAAAAUAUUGUAUUGUUAAAAUGUAUUUCAUCUUUGUUUCACAAUUAUUUAUUUGUGAGAAUUUAAUAUUAGACAAAGCUUCAAAUGUUUUUCUUUUUAAUGUCAAUAUCGUCUGUCAUUAGUAAGAAGGGGCUAACAUUACAAAUCAUAAACUUUUCAGGAGAGCAGAAAAACAAAAUGAGCACACUGUAAUGUAUCACUGUAUUUUAGUUAUUUAUGGUAAUAAUAUGAAAAUUGGCAAAUAGAUGUAACAGAGACAUCUUUCUAAUGAAAAAUAUAUAAAUUGAGUUACACCAAAAGUUUCAUAAAAAUAUGUCACAUGGGUCCUUAUUACAAAUCACUCGAGUAGGUUUGUUGGGGCCAUCUUAAUAUGUCCAUUGGUUUUUAUAAUCAACUAAUCAAAGAGAUUAUAUUAUUGUGUUCUGUGGAGGUUAAUUUAUCACUAUUUUUAAUCAUCAAAUUAACAAAAAUUAACACCAAAGAGUACAAUAAAAAACUGGCAAUAUUAGUCAACUUCAUCUUCUGUGUCAGUCUCAGGAAGACAGUCUUGUGCAUUUGAAUCAUGCUGCAUUUGUAGGUAUUCUUGGUGGAAUUAUCAUUUUCCUGCAUAAAGUUUGCAAGUCUUUGUACUUGGCAUCUGAUAAGGGUAAGCCCGUCCAACUUCAGGCAUGAUUUUCCUUCGUUUCAGAAUUGUUAUACUUUAUGUCGUCAGUUCUUUAUGCACACUAGAUGACCAAAUCUCAAUUUCCUGUGUUCCUUUGGUGACCUUAAGACCACACAGCUGUGACCAUUUCACCCUGUCACCAUCGUCUGUGGUAACGUUAAUGGGGAACAACUGAUCUUGAAUUCCACUCCAGUUUAUGAAAUCGGGAAACUCCGGUUUCCUUGUUUUUAAAGGACCUUAAUUAAAUGUUAUUCAUCUUCAUUUCACAUUUAUUUGUGAGCUAUUUCUAUAAGAUAAAAAAUAUUAAAAUAAAUGUAAAAAACUAUCAUUGAAAAUACAUUGGUGUAAAAGGGAAUGGUGUAAGCAAAAAUAUUGUGUAAACCAAUAAUUUAAUUUGUUAAUGUCCUUAGUUUUUAGUGACAUGCAUUGUUUAUUUUCAAUAUCAGGAAGUUAAAUCAACCACCAUAUUAAAUUGUGGAAACUAAUUUUUAUUAAUUUACACAGUAUUCUUGUUUACUUGGGAGAAGGGUGACAAUUUUACAAAGUAAUUAGCAAUAUAAUUACAUCUAGAAAAUUUUCUCUGUGAACCAUUUGUAUUUAGAAAGUCUCUAAUUUCAAUUCAGUAGUCCCUAAAAGUUCCCUAAUUUUAUGUCUGAGGGCCUUAAAACACCCUAAUUUUUACCUACCUGGUGGCUGGCAGCCCUGCAAUUAAGGAUCUUGGUGUUAUUUUAGAUUCUAAAUUAUUUUUCCAUAAUCAUGUAAACUAUUUAUACAUGUCUUCCCGCAAAACCCUUGCUAUGAUCAAAUUCAUUACUUUUUAUGCUACCAAUUCAGACUCAAUUCUCUCCCUGUAUUUUCCCUUAAUAAGGUCCAAAUUAGAAUAUUGUUCAGUAAUCUGGAAUGACAUCAAGUCGGCCGAUGCAAAUAAACUAGAAAGUAUACAAACAAAAUUAAUUAAUUUAAUAAACUUAAAAAACCUUCCUUCACCUGCUUUAACUCCUCUUGGUGCACGUAGAGUAUAUUUAGAUUCUCUGUUUGUUGAAAAUUGUUUUAACGCUAAAAUUAACUGUACUUAUCUCCUGGAAACCACUGGGUUAAAAAUACCACAAUUUAAUUCUCGUUUAUACCAAACAUAUUGUACUCUACAUAACUUUAAUGACAUAAUAUACAGAUUAGUUAGGAAUCACAAUAAUAAUCAAUUGUCUAAACUUAAAAAUUUAUCCUCUUAACUUGUCCUCUACUCACAUGUUAUAUUUUGUAUUAUCCAUUUUUUUUAUAUAUAUAUUGUGUAUAGUUUAAUAAUUAUGUAAUUAACAUUUCGCUAAGUAAUGUGUCAUGUUAUCUUGUCCUUUUGGUAUUUAUAUCAUUUAUGUUUUCAUGUUUUGUGUUUAUCCUGUGCUGUCUCUAUUUAUUGUGAUAGUGUUUGUUUUUACUUGUUUUGUGUUGUACUUGUUUUGUGUCGUGCCCACCUCUAAAGUCCCAAGACUGUCGGUGGGCAUGUAACAAAUUUAAAUAAAAAAUAAAAUAAAAUAUAGGCCA